Punctularia strigosozonata HHB-11173 SS5 is the source of this 1401-nucleotide messenger RNA. RefSeq lists its product as uncharacterized. The record is from RefSeq and is a predicted model, not a curated record. Gene Ontology annotation, biological process: maturation of SSU-rRNA; ribosomal small subunit biogenesis. Gene Ontology annotation, cellular component: preribosome, small subunit precursor. The transcript is spliced from 4 exons. Gene Ontology annotation, molecular function: RNA endonuclease activity. NCBI's taxonomy places the organism in Eukaryota, Fungi, Basidiomycota, Agaricomycetes, Corticiales, Punctulariaceae. Bases 1 to 1401 code for a protein of 466 amino acids.
AUGUCUGGGCCUUCAACGACCUUUGCUUGCAAGAAACUAGUAUUGGAUGCGGGCCCCUUGUUGUCCCUUGCGCCUUUGCGUGGUUUGGCGGAAGCGUACUACACUGUUCCACAAGUUCUUGAAGAACUGAAGGAUGAACGUGCCCGGGAACAUUUUGAGAGGCUUGGUCUAUCCGCUGGGGUCAGGAUCGAGAUCAAAUCUCCGGAUGCGGCAUCACUAGCGCAUGUGAUCCAGUUUGCCAAGAAAACUGGUGAUUACUCCGUCCUUUCACAUGCAGAUCUGAGCAUCCUUGCCUUGACAUAUGCUCUGAGCAUGCAGGACAAAGAGGAGUGUGAAAGAGAAGCGUCGAAGGAGCCUGAAGCGAAAUCAGCACUGGAAGGUUCAUCAAGCUCAACCGCUGACGCUUCCUCCCUUGCCGAUAAAAUCGACCUGAUCUCGUUGGAGAACAACGGCGAUCCUCCUGUGGCGUCGAGCACGCAAGAAUAUCUUGCCGGAGCCGAAUCUCAUAGCAUGACCCAACAAUCUCUGGACUCGGAUCCUCAGGAGUCCGAACAAGCUAACGAGAAAUCAUCCGCAACGCCAGAGCGUGAACCCGAACCUGAGGACAACUCGAAAGUUGAAGAACCGCCUCAACCCUCGUCACCAAGUCCGCUAUAUGAUGAUCCCACAGACGAGGAUGAUGGCGAAGGAGAAUGGAUUACACCACUCAACGUCGCUCUGCACAAAGCAAAACACCUUGAUCUACUUCCUACGACAUCGGCCAAGGUCAAGCCGGAGACAGUCCCGACAGGCUGCAUGACGGCCGAUUUUGCGAUGCAGAAUGUCUUGCUGCAGAUGGGUCUGAGCUUGGUAGGCGUGGAAGGGAAACGGAUACAACGAUUGAAGACAUGGGUUUUGCGGUGUCAUGCUUGCUUCAAAAUAUGUAAGGAUAAUUCGAAGCAAUUUUGCCCUUCGUGCGGGAAUCCUACGCUUCUCCGUACCUCUGUGACCAUCGCAUCGCCGGACGCAUCCGCGGAUGCCCCUGCUAUGCAAAUUCAUCUGAAGAAAAACUUCCAAUACAGACUGCGGGGUACAAAGUAUUCCAUACCAGCACCGAAACCAGGGUCGGCAAAAGGAGGUACUGGCGACGGGCUGGUAUUACGAGAGGACCAGCUCGAGUAUAUGCGCGCCAAGAAGAAACUCGACGCAAAACGUGAACGCGACGAGAGGAAGCUUGUCAACGGCGUGCUUUCCAAAGGCGCAGAAGGCGGUGUCAGGGUCGGCAGCUGGAUGGAUCCAGAUUGGGUCCCGGAGAUGUUGACUGUCGGAGCGGGGGGAAAGGGCCGGACAAACAGGAACGACGGUUUACCAACUAUUGGCUACGGUCGCAAGAAUCCUAACGAACGACGGAGGAAGCAAUAG